AUGCUAAAAGAUAUUUAUGUAAAAUCUGUGCAUAUUACUACAAUUCGAUUUUCGAAAAUUUAUUUCAGUUGUGUUCCACAUUUGAGAGCUUUAGUUUCGAACAAAAGAAUGAAAAUUCCUUCAUUAAAUAUGAAGUGUCUUCCAGAGCCAAAAACAAAUGACCAUUCACAGGAACAUUAUGAAAUCCUUCAAGUUUUGUCGAAGUGAGGAAGAUUUAUCGCUAAGAAAAUCGUUUAGAAGCGAGAAGUAUCCAAGCAAACUGUUUCGUUUUACAAUAUUCUUUACAAUUACUUGUCGCAUAUUAACAUGCAUAGCAGUUAUACUUAUAUCACUGAAUUUUGCUAUCAAUUAUGUACAACCUGCAAAUCAAAUUUAUACUGUUGCAGAGCCCACAUUCAGUGCUCAAAUUUUGAUAAAGUGCCUUGGUUCUUUCACUUACGUGCUUUGCGGAAUGGAAAUAAUUCUAAUCUCAGUACAACUUAUAUUAUUUCUAACUUUUAUCAAGAAGGAAUAUGCUUUCUGUGGCGUAUCAAUAGCUGUGGACUUCGCUUUCUCCCUGCUGUUUUACUUACUUCGUAGCAAUAGGUUUAAAUUCGUCCGAGGUGUCAUCAACGUUAAUCGCUGGCAUAGGAACGUUAUUAAAAGAUGA
Molecule: messenger RNA, 649 nt
Organism: Brugia pahangi
Lineage: Eukaryota; Metazoa; Nematoda; Chromadorea; Rhabditida; Onchocercidae
Source: the annotation of a GenBank genome assembly